Molecule: messenger RNA, 1632 nt
Organism: Bipolaris maydis ATCC 48331
Lineage: Eukaryota; Fungi; Ascomycota; Dothideomycetes; Pleosporales; Pleosporaceae
Source: RefSeq, a predicted model, not a curated record
AACUUUAAACAUAUGGUGUCCGUGCCAAUACUAACCUUCACAUGUCAACUCGAGCUAGACUGCAAAUAUAGCAGUAUUUUUUUGGCUAGGCAGCGCAUCUUGUCUAUUGCCGACAGCGCCUAGUGCAUCGGCGUUAGUCAGUUCGAUUAGCCCGAGAUAGACAAAACUACUUUAUCCCUAUGGCAAUAAAAGGUCCCGUGUGCGGCAUCGACAACUGCCGGUCAAGACGCUAUGAAGAAGGCGAGGAUGCACAUCUUUAUUGCCAGAACGGACAUCAGCAAGCCGGUGUAGUACACGGGCAAGACGACGACGACUACAGAACAGCCUCCCGGACAGUCACACGCAAAAAGAGAGAGGUGGAAGAAGAUGACAGGACAACCAGCAAGAUUCCCAAAGGCACACAGGCUUUUGAUCUUUACUUGAAGUGUCUGCAGCUCAUAUUGCGCCACCAAAUAUGGUUCCUGGUGCAACAUAAAGGACUGCCUGCAGAACUCGAAACGGUCGUUUACGACCUCUGGGCAUUACGUAUCGCUCAGCUCGAAAACAGAAUCGCCUCCAACGAAAAUUCAAAUGCGGAUUCGCAGCCCCAAUCACAGACUUUCAGCACUCUAGAGAGCGAAGAUGAUGUCACGGAUACUGAGAAAAGUCAUAUCCAUGGCGUAAAGAGAAAACGAGGCAAGGUCCUGUCUACUGCUCCGAAUCUCAACGAUUGUCUCUUACUGUGCUAUCUUGGUAUCAAAACAUUGAGAUUACCCAUCACGCCGGGCGAUAUUCACGCAUGGGUCACGGAUAACAAGUUGCCUUAUUGGAGAGCUAUUAAGUUGGUGCCACUUCCUAUGAGAGACCGGCUACUACCUGUGUAUCGCGCGGUCCUCGACCCAAGUGCACCAUUCACCUACACACGAUUCUACAGACUGCUGACAGAUCUGCAAAUAAGUUACGAUGCAGAUCACGGAAUCAUAUGGCCGUCCCUGAACGUUCCUUUACUCUUGUUUCGCUACCUCAAAGAGCUCGCUUUGCCAUUGGAACUGUAUGGUACAACGAGGCGUCUAGCAGAAUUGCUAAGUUAUGAUUUCGCCCCACACUACGACAACAAGAAACGAAUGGGCAUACGAUACAUUGCCGAAGCGCAGCUAGCUAGCUGCCUUAUCGUAUCCACCAAGCUGUUAUGUCCGUUCAGUCCAGAACAGCUUUACUGGAAGUUUGCGGCGGGAAAGACUGUGGCGGUGAUAAAUUGGGAUGUUUGGUGCAAAGAGAUGAGCGAAAAGGAGGCCAAACACCCGACAAAGAGCUCCUAUCAAAAGCUGUCCCUGCAUCAAGAAUUAGAUGUUGUCAAGUCAGUCCAUAGUAUGAUGGCAACAGUGCCAAAUACGGAAGAUGAAAGUGGGCAGGUUUUGAGGGCUGGACAAGCGUAUCCGAUUUGGGAGACACAAGAAGAUCUCCCUGAAGCGGCAAAUGUAUUCUACGAGAAGAUUGGAAGACUAGCGGGAUUGCCGAUGGAUAUGCUGUUGCUAGCAGUAAGAUUUACGGAGGCGAGGGUGGAGCAGUGGAGAAGGCAACAGGAGAAAAACAGUCAGCAGAAUUGAGAUGAUUCGUAGAGUAUUCUAAUCAAACCAUCAAAUAUUUUGCCCU